UCUGCAGGUGACGUCCAGGUGUUUCAAAGACAAAUUAUCUGUCAACAAAGUUGUCUUGGUAAGGUUUAGGGCUUGAUAAGUUUCAGCGAUCUCAGACCUCUCUGGGAGUUAACAAGGCUUGGGAAGAAGGAUUUACCACUGAUAGUGUGCACAGAGAAUUCAGAAUUUAGGAGCACAAGAACAAUUGGCAGAACUCUCAAGACAAGGGUGUAACUAGCAAAGCUAACUCAACAACUGUGCUGAAUCAGCUCUGAGUGGAUAAGAGAGGUUCCAGCAUGGGGAGAUCACAACACCAACCCACGGACCACCCACCCAAACGAAGAGAAAAACUGAACAUGUGGCCUAAUUAACAUAAGAAGCGAGGGAAUCAUUUAACACUACAGGUUAGAAUGCUAAUGAAUGAUGUCAACUGUAGCCAAUGAAGAUUAAUGUUUUCAUUUGCAAAAAUGUAUAAACAGUGAAAAGUUUUGAUAGUCACUCUGCUGGCUUUGUUAAUUUGCCACCAAGAGCUCUUUCUGCAUAGAACUGUGAAUAAACCAAAUACCUCAGUUCUGUUUGGGGAUCAGCCUCACGUACAUGGGGUGAAAGAACCCUUUUUGGGACAACAUAAGGAUGGUCAGCCAACUCAGCCAACACCUGGCACUGCCCACAGCCCAGGCAGGCUCUGGCCAUGGCCUGUGGCCGGUGGCCUGGUGACCCCACGGCAACAGCCCAGCUCUCUGCAGGAGGAAACACAAAUGCUGCCUCUGAGUCAGAAAACUAAAAAAGGGGAACCGAAAGGGUGGGGUUGGCCGGCCCCGUCCUUCCUCCCUGCGCACCCUGCCGUCUCUCCUCGUCCCUGCUGCCACAGCCACCCCAACCCUCCGGGGUGGGCACGGCAGGACCCCGGCUGGCCGGAGCGGCGGUGGGAGGGCUCGUUCCAUCCAGAGGACACAGUGAGGAUAUGUCCCACCUGCCUGGCACUGCUGGCCAUGACCCCGCUGCUGUGACUCCAGGGAAAGCUCCAGGGACCUGGCACUGCAGUUGGGAUGGGCUGGAGCCCAGGGCCCCUCUGCUCAGCUCUGGUGUCUGUGCCAGGGAGCGCAACAGGAGCCCUCCUGCUCUUGGAAAUCAGCAGCCACACUUUCUAACAACCUGGUGAGUGCAGCACGGGGGAGACCAGGGGGUUGACAUGGCCAGUGUCAUCCUGGAGAGCAUCUUCUUGAAGCGCUCACAGCAGAAAAAGAAAACAUCUCCCCUCAACUUCAAGAAGCGCCUGUUCCUGCUGACGGAGAGCAAGCUGUCCUACUACGAGUAUGACUUUGAGCGGGGGCGCCGGGGCAGUAAGAAGGGCUCCGUGGACAUUGAGAAGAUCACCUGUGUGGAGACAGUGGCACCUGAAAACAACCCUCCCCCUGAGCGACAGGUCCCGAGGAAAGGGGAGGAUUACAACAACAUGGAGCAGAUCUCAAUCAUCGAAAGAUUCCCCUACCCCUUCCAGGUGGUCUACGAUGAAGGGCCCCUCUACAUCUUCUCGCCCACAGAGGAGUUGCGCAAGCGCUGGAUCCAUCAGCUGAAGAGUGUGAUUCGGUACAACAGCGACCUGGUUCAGAAGUACCACCCCUGCUUCUGGAUCGAUGGCCAGUACCUGUGCUGCUCCCAGACAGCCAAGAAUGCCAUGGGCUGCCAGAUUCUGGAAAGCAGGAAUGGCAGUUUAAAAGUCGGGCGGUCACAUCGCAAGACAAAGAAGCCGCUUCCCCCAACUCCUGAGGAGGACCAGAUGGUGAUGAAGCCUGUGCCUCCCAAGCCAGCCCCCAGCACAGCAGGGGAGAUGAAGAAGGUGGUGGCCCUCUACAACUACGAGCCGAUGAACGCGCAGGACCUGCAGCUGCAGAAGGGCGAGGAGUACUUCAUCCUGGAGGAGAGCCACCUGCCCUGGUGGAAAGCCCUUGACAAGAAUGGGAGGGAAGGAUACAUCCCCAGCAACUACGUCACUGAAACCAGAAAUUCCCUGGAGAUCUUUGAGUGGUACUCAAAGAAUAUCACUCGGAGCCAGGCAGAACAACUGCUGAAACAGGAGGGUAAGGAAGGGGGCUUCAUUGUCCGAGAUUCCACCAGCAAGACGGGGAAAUACACUGUCUCUGUCUAUGCCAAGUCCUCUGCGGACCCCCAAGGCACGAUCCGCCACUAUGUCGUCUGCUGCACCCCCCAGAAUCAGUAUUACCUGGCAGAAAAACACCUGUUCAACAGCAUCCCAGAGCUUAUCACCUACCACCAGCACAACUCUGCAGGGCUCAUAUCCAGACUGAAGUACCCUGUGUCUCAGCACAAGAAGAGUGCUCCUUCCACAGCUGGCCUUGGCUAUGGGUCGUGGGAGAUCGACCCCAAGGAUCUGACCUUCCUGAAGGAACUCGGGACGGGGCAGUUUGGCGUGGUGAAGUACGGGAAAUGGAGAGGCCAAUACAAUGUUGCCAUCAAGAUGAUCAGGGAGGGCUCCAUGUCAGAGGACGAGUUUAUUGAUGAGGCCAAAGUCAUGAUGAACCUGUCUCACGAGAAGCUGGUGCAGCUCUACGGGGUCUGCACUAAGCAGCGUCCCAUCUUCAUCAUCACUGAGUACAUGGCCAAUGGCUGCCUCCUGAACUUCCUGAGGGAAACACGGCAGCGGUUCCAGCCUGCUGAGCUGCUGGAGAUGUGCAAAGAUGUCUGUGAAGCUAUGGAGUACCUGGAAUCCAAGCAGUUCCUGCACAGAGACCUGGCUGCUCGAAACUGUUUGGUGAAUGACCAAGGAAUUGUGAAAGUGUCAGAUUUUGGUCUUUCCAGGUACGUGCUAGAUGAUGAGUACACAAGCUCCAUGGGGUCCAAGUUUCCAGUGCGGUGGUCUCCUCCUGAAGUGCUGCUGUACAGCAAGUUCAGCAGCAAGUCUGACGUCUGGUCCUUUGGCGUCCUGAUGUGGGAGGUUUACUCCCUGGGAAAGAUGCCUUACGAGAGGUUUAAUAACAGCGAGACAACCGAGCACGUCAUCCAAGGCCUGCGCCUGUACCGGCCACAGGCGGCUUCAGAGCGGGUCUAUGCCAUCAUGUACAGCUGCUGGCAUGAGAAGCCUGAGGAGCGCCCCACCUUCAGUGCGCUGCUGGGCAGCAUCCUGGACAUCGCCGACGAGGAGUGAUGACCAUGGGUCCUGCCUGCUGACCCCUGCCCAGCGCUGCCACUGCCCAGCAGGACAGACCCACACACGGCUGGUACCGUGGCACGGUUGUCACAGACACGGCACGGGCGUGCAGAAGCCUGGGGGACCCCCACGGCCAUGCCCACAGCUCUAUCACAGGCUCAGAGCUUCAUCACAUCCCCGGAACUCCAUCACCGCUCUGGAGAGCCAUCACAUGCUCAGAGCUCCAUCACAUGCUCAGAGCUCUAUCACAUACUCGGAGCUCUAUCACAUACUCAGAGCUCCAUCACAUACCCGGAGCUCCAUCACAUACUCAGAACUCUAUCACAUCCCCGGAACUCCAUCACACCCUAGACCUCCAUCACAUCCCCGGUGCCCUCCAUCACAGCCCGUGGCCCCACCGCUCCGGGGGGGUCCCGCUCCGGUGCGUUCCCGGGCAAUAAACCAUUCCACGGCC
Molecule: messenger RNA, 3602 nt
Organism: Parus major (Great Tit)
Lineage: Eukaryota; Metazoa; Chordata; Aves; Passeriformes; Paridae
Gene: BTK
Product: Bruton tyrosine kinase
Exons: 20
Coding region: 1172-3145 (657 amino acids)
Biological process (GO): adaptive immune response; intracellular signal transduction; B cell receptor signaling pathway
Molecular function (GO): protein binding; non-membrane spanning protein tyrosine kinase activity; ATP binding
Source: RefSeq, a predicted model, not a curated record